Molecule: messenger RNA, 2251 nt
Organism: Chenopodium quinoa (quinoa)
Lineage: Eukaryota; Viridiplantae; Streptophyta; Magnoliopsida; Caryophyllales; Amaranthaceae
Product: E3 ubiquitin-protein ligase RNF25-like
Exons: 7
Coding region: 462-1583 (373 amino acids)
Biological process (GO): protein ubiquitination
Cellular component (GO): nucleus
Molecular function (GO): ubiquitin protein ligase activity; protein binding
Source: RefSeq, a predicted model, not a curated record
CCAUCCCUAAUUCUAAGAAGCUAGUAUCAAAAUAACUCACUUUUCUAAAUUCUAAUUAAGAUUCAAGCAUUGCCAACAUUGUCUACACAAUCCAAACAAAACUUGAAAUCCAUUUAAUUUUCGAAACCAAACUACAUAAACAAUACAAUACUGUAUUUUUCCUUUUGAUUCCUUAGUACUUAAAAGGGCGCGUGUAAGACUAUAACAUACACCAAAAAAAAAAUUCAUCAAAAUACGCACACAAAAAAAAAAAAAUCAGUACACUGUGCAUCCGGGUGUGUAUCGGAGUUUAAUACUUCGUAAUCUUUACCAUUUUCCGGGUCAAGAAAGGAGGAUCCAUUUUCUAUAAUAAAGUACUCCGUAUUCCAUACCAUUUCAAUAAACUCCAAAAGACACAGCUGAAAGCCUGAAACCCCCCUCCAUUUUCGCUCUCUUCUUUCUGCUAACUGAGGCAAUCAUCAAUGGCGGAAGAAGAUGAAGUAACAAUGGAAGUCGAAGCUGCUGAAGCUGUUUAUGGCGACGACUGUAUCGUCCUCAAUCGAUUUCUUCCUCAUCUUCGUCUCCACAUCAAACCUCGUACCGCCGACGUCGAUUCUCAACAGUUUGUGGAAGCAACAAUUGAGUUACGGGCUGGUAUGCAGUAUCCCAGUGAUCCACCUUAUGUUGAUAUUAUAGGUUCUAAAGGACUUGAUGAGAAAAGGCAAAAGCAUCUGAUUAAUGGUUUACAUGAGAAGGCUCAUGAACUUGCGUCUUGCUUAAUGCUUGUGGCGCUUUGCGAGGAAGCUGUGGAAAUUCUUACCAGCAUGAACCACCCUGAAGGUGAUUGUCCAUUGUGUUUGUAUCCUUUGGUAACAGAAGAUAAGCACAGUGAAGCCCAGCCAUUUAUGAAGUUGAUGUCUUGCUUUCAUUGCUUCCACUGUGAGUGCAUUGUAAGAUGGUUGAAAUGGUUCCUGAAACAAAAUGAAGCCUGCCAUGGAACCUCAAGUACUUCGUCAUCUAUUGUCCAUGAAGAAAACAAUCUGGCUUCAGAUUUAUGCAAAAUGAUGGGAGAUAGUACAGGAAACUGUCCUGUCUGUCGUAAAGUCUUCCUUGCCAAGGACAUUGAACAUGUGCUCAACUUGGUUGGUUCUCAUGAUGCAGAAUUGGAUGUUUAUGAGAAAGAACUCGUGGAGAAAGUCCUCCAAUGUGAUCUGGAGACCAGUAGAAGACAGAAGUUUGAGACAAUCUUGGAGCUGCAACAACAGCAUGGUGGCUUGAUAGAACCCCCGAAAGACAAUGUAUUAUUUUCGCGCCUCUCUCUUCAAGACUUGGUCAGUGAAGAUGCAGAGGUGAUGAAUGAACAAGCCAGCGAUCAACAACAUAACAAUCAAAUUGCUAGAGAAGAGCCAGAGUCAAGUAAUUCCUCAAAUGGUACCCGUGAAACAAGGAAGCAACGUCCUAGAGGUCAUAACGCCGUGGUGGAACCUGCAUCUGGUGGUCCUCCAACUAGGUCUAGUGCUGCGCACCGCAGGUACUCUGACCCAAGAAAACAUAAUAACAAUAAUUCCAGAUGGCAAGCCAAACUGUGCCCUAAGAAGGAAUAGGAUACUUCUGGUUUGGGAGAAUUUAGUUUCCAUUUUCUUACUCUGUUCCGAAUCUUCCCUUGGUUGUUGGGAAAAGUCUGUAAUACGGUAUUGUAACUUAUCUAUGUGCAUAAGUCUUGUGAAUAGGAAAAUAGGAUUCGAAUUAUGGCCCUGUUUGGUUUGAUAUAAAAUGUUUUCAUGGAAAAUGAAUUUUUCAUUUUUUUUCAUUUUCCUUUGUUUGGUUUGUUAAGGAGUGGAAAACAAUUUUUCAAGGGUGGAAAAUUUCAUCCUUAAUGAUGGAAAACAUUUUCCUUCCAAAAACAAAGGAAACCACAUUUUCCUCUCUCCUCCUUACCUCUUUUUUUACUUCCCUCUCAUUCAUCCUUACAUUUCCACUCUUAUUUUUUUAUUUUUCUUGGACUUUUCUUGUAUGCAACCAAACAAAGGAAAACUAAUUAUCAAUUGUGUUUUUUCUUGAAAAUAUGUUUUCCAUGAAAACUAAUUUUUCAUUGAAAAUGUUUUACAUCAAACCAAACGGGGCCUAUUUGUCCCAAUUCGCUAUAGUUUUUUUUUGCUUUCACCCUCUAGCUUCCCUAGUAUUUGUUGGGGCGAAGGUUGGAACAUGUAGAGGAUACAUGAACGUAAUAUAAUGGAAUAACAAACUUGUGGUAAAUUUGGUAUGAAUAAUA